Messenger RNA from Durio zibethinus, 2183 nucleotides. The record is from RefSeq and is a predicted model, not a curated record. NCBI's taxonomy places the organism in Eukaryota, Viridiplantae, Streptophyta, Magnoliopsida, Malvales, Malvaceae.
CGAACAAAGUUAACGAGUAUAAGUCGCUCUCCUCCUCAAUUGAUGCUUAGCUUUUCACUUUCCCUUUCAUGAAGACUCUGCCAAACCAAAAAAUCCUUGGUUUAGGCAGUUUGAUUUAUGAUGAAGAUGGCUAAAAUCUCAGUAGACCAAACCUGGAAACACCAUCGAUCAUCAUCCGACAGAAUCAGCCAAUUGCCAGAUGAGUUAAUAGAGCACAUACUAUCUUUUCUGCCAACCAAAGAUGCCGUUGCUACUUCAGUUCUCUCCAAAAGAUGGUAUCCUUUUUGGACUAAACUUCAAGUACUUCAUCUUCAGGACUCAAUCCGUUGCCAAACCAGACGAGCAACCAGGAUCAAGUUUGUUCGAUUUGUCACUAGGGUUUUGUUGCUUAACAAAGCUGUUUCUUUGCACAAGUUUCGCCUCAACUGUCAUCAAAUUUACGAACCCAAAUGUUUUAACAUGUGGGUUUGCUCUGCUGUUGAUAAAGGUGUCCAAGAAAUUGAUAUCUCCAUCAGAACAACCCCAAAACAUGACUACUUUUUGAGGUUGUCCUCUCAGGUUUUCAAGGCUGAGAAACUCAAGUUUUUGAAACUAAGUGGUGGGAUUCUUAUUGAUUUUCCUGGUGAGUCGUCAGUUUGUUUUCCCAGUCUCAAAACCUUGCAGCUUUUCUAUGUCAACAUCGCCAAUGAUGAAUCUUUUGACAAGCUUUUUUCUGGUUGUCUUGUUCUUGAGACACUGGUUUUAAAAACACCUGACCGUGUAAAGACACUUAAUUUCAAACUUUUGUCAUCAACUUUGAAGAGUUUGUCCAUUAACCUUCGAUAUGCUGAGCACAAACUAGAGAUAAAUACACCAGCUCUCGAGUACUUGGAACUCGAAGAAUCUUACCAUCAAGUUUCUUUCAUCGGAAAUUUCUCUAGCUUAAUUCAAGCCAAAAUUAAAUUUAAUUAUGUGAUUAGCCUAAAUCAGCUGCUUAUCAGAGCCCUCUACAAUGUCAAGCUUCUUUCCUUAGCUUCAUAUUGGUAUUUCGAACCGGUGCCCCAUGGCUAUGCUUAUCCUAUGUUUCAUAAUUUGGUCCAAUUGGAGAUAUUAAUUGGUUUGCCUGGCUGGGAUGCAUUAUCACACUUGCUUACACUCUCUGAUAAUCUAGAAAUUCUUCUUGUUGAGAAUAACUCAACAAUCGACAGUCGAUGGACACAACCGGAGCAUGUUCCUACAUGUGUAUCAUCACAUCUAACAGCAGUUUCUUUUAAAGUGUUUCAAGGUUUAGGAAGUGAAAUGCAAGUGAUAGAAUAUCUUUUAAAGAAUGCUAAAGUCUUGAAGACUAUGCAAAUUUGUACCCUUAAUAUGUCUCCUGAUUCAAAGUCAUUUGUUCUGAACAAAUUAUCAGAGUUCCAAUGGGGCUCCAAGACAUGUCAAGUUGCAAUACUGUAAGUCUCAAGUACAGCUAUUUUUCCCCCCUUUUGUCUUUAGGUCUUCAUUCUUGGGAUAAAUCUUGUCAUAAAUGUAUUGAGUCUACCUAAUUUGUACAUAGUUAAAAAAAAUUCAUGUUAAGCUUGAAAUUUAGAUUCUUGAUCAUUUAUUUUGUUUCAACACAAAUUUUUAUAUUUUUCAAGUGUACUCCUUGUAUCGAUUUACUGUAUUCAAAAUUUUAAUUACCGGCGAAGUAUUUUCCAUGAGAAGCAAAUUUUUAAUAAACUUUUGCAUUUUUUAUAGAUACAUUGCUAUAGCCUUUAUAUUGUCAAAGUGUCACAAUUUUUAGAUAUAGUAAUUGUUUUAAGAUGGUCUAGCAAAUGUCAGUGCAUUCCUUUUGCUUCGUUUCUAAGCAAGCAAGAAAGACUUUAACAAUUGAAGAAGUAAAUAAUGGAGAGACAGAGGAGAAAAGAUGUUUAGACCACCAGCAGGCGACAGGCAACAAUGGAAGUGGACGAUGAGUCAGAGCAGGACGAAAUUACCCCUGAAACUAAAACACCUAGUUCUCCAUCUUGAAGAAUCAUUUCUUUGCCAAUCCAUGGAUAAUUAAGUUUAUAAAAUGUUUAUGAAGUAUCAUUUUUGUGCCAAAGGAUAAAAAACAAAAAGGACAAGAAUAUUUGCAAGGAAACCAUAUUUGUCUGAUUUAUUUAUUCUAGCUUUGGACUGCAAAGCAACUUUUUAUCAAGAAAAGUUUAAUAGUUCCGUGUGCU